Messenger RNA from Chenopodium quinoa (quinoa), 558 nucleotides. RefSeq lists its product as uncharacterized. Gene Ontology annotation, molecular function: RNA-DNA hybrid ribonuclease activity; nucleic acid binding. NCBI's taxonomy places the organism in Eukaryota, Viridiplantae, Streptophyta, Magnoliopsida, Caryophyllales, Amaranthaceae. The transcript has 2 exons. Bases 1 to 558 code for a protein of 185 amino acids. The record is from RefSeq and is a predicted model, not a curated record.
AUGGUUUCCUGGGAGGCGCCACCAACAAAUUUCUACAAACUCAAUUUUGACGGUUCAGUACUCAACAAAUCAGCAACAACAGGGAUUCUCAUCAGAGACAGUAGUGGGGCGAUUUUAGGAGCUCGCGCUUUCAAUCUCGGCACCACCAAGGUUUUCAUAACAGAGGCCAUGGCUAUUCAUAAAGGCAUUCUUCUAGCUCUUGAGCGUGAGAUAAAAAAUAUCAUAAUUGAAGGUGAUAAUCUUUUAGUAAUCAACUCCGUUAAUGGCAUCUGGUCAACACCAUGGCAAAUUGAUCAUAUUAUUCAAGACAUUUGUUCACUUCUUAGCAAUUUCGAUAAUUGGAGCAUUCGUCACAUCUUUCGAGAGGCAAAUCAAGCAGCGGACUGGAUAGCAAAUGUUGGUCAUUUAGUUAGUGAUAGUAUGGAUAUAGUUCCUUGCAAUCGCGGUGACCAAAGCCCAAAAUCAAUUACCGUGUAUAGUAAAUGGAGCCCAAAAUCGGUUACCGUGCAUGGUAACCGGAACCCAAAAUCGGUUACCGUGCAUGGUAACCGGUUUUGA